Molecule: messenger RNA, 2932 nt
Organism: Harpegnathos saltator (Jerdon's jumping ant)
Lineage: Eukaryota; Metazoa; Arthropoda; Insecta; Hymenoptera; Formicidae
Gene: Cpsf6
Product: cleavage and polyadenylation specificity factor subunit 6
Exons: 12
Coding region: 469-2751 (760 amino acids)
Molecular function (GO): RNA binding
Source: RefSeq, a predicted model, not a curated record
ACUUACCUACCUGCGGUUCGUCUCGCUCGGUGUGUCUCAGCGCUCGUUGGAAACCGGCGCGUGAGAGGACUCGCCUCUGGAGUGUGUGAGAGUGGGUCGACGCGGCGAACAGAGAGACGGGUACGCGCGCACGCGCGCGCGCGCGCACCGCGUCGUCGUCACGAGCAAGCGGUGUACAACGAGCGUUUGUACCCGAGUCAACGAGUUCGAUCUGAUACCCGAAGUUGUAUCCUCUUCCUCUUUGUUAUCGACGCGGCUGUUUCGUAUAGUUCUCGAUUGCCUGUCUAAACUAGUGGUCUCUCCUCUUGUCCCGGCCCGUCGCCCAUCGGAGCUUAACGUGCGUGCGCGCGCGCGCGCGCGCGAAACAGUAGUACGGGUUUGCAGCAGGAAUACACAAAAUGGUGCUAGCGUCGAAGUGCACGAUUGCUUGAACCACAAGGUGUGCAGGAGGUUGCGUGUUAUAAGAAAAUGGAUGAAUUUGCCGGUGAUGGCGUGGAUCUGUAUGAUGAUGUGAUUGCUGCACCAGCUGGUGGUAAUGGUGGCGUUUCCUCUGGUAAUACCGGAGAUGGUGGUGGUGAUACCACGUCUCCUAACGAAGAAACUAAUGGAAAUGCACCUUAUCAUCAACUUGGCAAUAAUAUACAGCCGAAUCAAAUUGGUAGACGACAUCAGUUAUAUGUUGGAAAUUUAACUUGGUGGACAAGCGACCAGGACAUUACAGACGCAGUUCAAAGCAUUGGAGUGACUGAUUUUGUGGAAGUGAAAUUUUUUGAGAAUCGUGCUAAUGGGCAAUCUAAAGGUUUUUGUGUGAUAUCUCUUGGUUCCGAGCAAAGUAUGAGGAUAUGCAUGGAAAGAUUACCCAAGAAAGAGCUUCAUGGUCAGAAUCCAAUAGUAACGUUUCCAACAAAGCAGGCAUUGAAUCAAUUUGAGUCGCAGUGUAAGACGCGACCCGCUCCGGCUCCUCAACAGAGUCAGAGCCAACGUCCUCAUAAUCCACAUCAACAUCAACCACCAAUGCCACCUCAUCAACAGCACCCUCAACACCCUCAACAUCCUCAACAUUCACAACAAAAUCACGGUCCUAGAAUGAUGAUGGGUCCUCCGCAGGGCGUGAGACCACAGAGAAUGCCGCCUCCAGGAAUGGGUCCACCGGGUCCUGGUGGACCCGGUCAACAAGUGCCACCGCGUAUGCACGGUCCACCCAUGGGUCCUGGCCCGGGACCUCACCAUCCUCUACCCGGUCAUCCAAAUCAGGGUCCACCGCCUGGCUACCAGCAAGGACCAUGGAACGGGCCACGCCCUAAUGGCCCACCAGGUCCACCUAGAGGUCCAAGUGGUCCUGGUGGUCCACCGCAACAAGGUCCUCCCGGACCAGGUCCUGGCCAGCACAGGCCGCCGGGUAUGCAAUUUCAUGGUGGUCCGCCUGGACCGCCUGGUCAAGGACCUCCUCGCGGCCCACCUGGACAUCCCGGUGGACCACCAGGGGAUCCACGAGGAGCGCAACCCCGUCCUGAAUGGAACAGACCACCAGGAAUGCAUCAUGGGCCUCAGGGACCACCUGGUUUCCCUCAACAUCAACAUAUGCAAGGGCCGCAGCCUAGCCAAGGCCCACCACAGAGAGGACCUCCUCCAGGUUCUAUGGGUGGACCAGGAGGUCCGCCACCUGGACAUGGCGGUCCUCCUCAAGGACCUCCCCAAGGACCACCCGGCGGUCCGGCGCCGCAUGUGAAUCCCGCGUUCUUCCCGCAAGGUCCACCGCAUCAGCAUCCUGGCCAACAUCCGCCAGGCCCGCCUGGUCCACCUCAUGGUCCACCCCAUGGACCACCUCAUGGGCCACCUCAUGGACCACCUCAUGGUCCGCCACAUGGACAACCGCACGGACCACCCCAUGUACCGCCACAUGGUUACGGACCGCCAAGCGCGCAGGCAUCAUAUGGAGCGCCCGGACCUGAUCAUCGUCCAGAAGGUCCUCCUCCGCUUACCGAGCAAGAAUUCGAAGAGAUCAUGGGUCGUAAUCGCACAGUAUCUUCUUCAGCGAUUGCGCGUGCAGUCUCUGACGCCGCGGCAGGCGAAUACGCAAGUGCCAUAGAAACCCUGGUCACCGCUAUCUCGUUGAUCAAGCAGUCCAAAGUAGCAGCGGAUGACAGAUGCAAGAUCCUGAUCAGUUCUCUACAAGACACCUUACGUGGUGUCGAGACCAAAAGUUACGGAUCUGGACGUAGAGAGCGUUCGCGUUCGCGUGAUAGGGAACGCAGUCACAGAAGACGGCGGGAACGGUCCAGGAGCCGGGAUCGCGAGUAUCGCGAGCGUAGCAGAGACCGGGAUCGUGAGCGCGACCGGGAGCGUGACCGCGAAAGAGAAAGAGACCGCGAUAGAGACAGGGAGCGUUAUUACAGCGAACCAUAUCCGAGAGAGCGAUCACGCAGCAGAGAGAGAGAGCGUGAACGUGAAAGAGAUCGUGAAUAUAGAGAACGAAGCAGAGAAGAGAGUACAACACGUCAGUCAGCCAGGCCAAGAGUAAAAGAAGAACCGCCAGAGACGGCACCUGUCUCGUCUUCCAAGACGUCUAGGUAUUAUGAUGAUCGCUACAGAGAACGUGAGCGUGACAGAGAUCGAGAACGAGAAUCAAGCCGAAGACCAUCCGAACGGGAGCGGGAACCGGAACGGGAACGGGAACGGGAACGGGAACGGGAACGGGAACGUGAUCGACGUGACGAGAGAGGAGACUCCUCACAUCGCUCAAGACAUUAAAAUGACUAUCAGGAGAGGAAGAAAGCACCGACAGGCAUGAUGUGUAUCGCAUUGUGAUUGCUGUCCCCUUAAUUCACGCAGUAAACUGUUGUGUCGCUUAAUGUGUUCACAAUGUAUGUGACAUCAAAACGUUUUUAACGAUGAGUAAGAAUAUCAAGAUACGUUCUAUGUGUGAGACAAA